Messenger RNA from Plasmodium malariae, 3042 nucleotides. RefSeq names its product protein TOC75, putative (gene TOC75). Lineage: Eukaryota; Apicomplexa; Aconoidasida; Haemosporida; Plasmodiidae. Bases 1 to 3042 code for a protein of 1013 amino acids. The record is from RefSeq and is a predicted model, not a curated record. The transcript has a single exon.
AUGCUGUGCACGUACUUACUCGUACUUACAAGUUUCUUAUUAAGAGCAGGAUGCAACGGCACAAAAAAGAAAGAAUACAGUGGUACCCUAAACAAAUUUAAUAGAACCUACUAUGAUAAAGGACUACUAAUACAUAAACAUAAAAAGAUAAACGCGAAAAAAAUUUUGUUUCUUAAAAGUAAAAAAAAUAAAUUGAAAGAGAUGUGGAAAAAUUUUACAAAAAAUUAUUUUUAUAAAUACUUCAACUUAAGCAAUAGACGUAAUAAUAGAAGUAAUGAGAGUUCUAUUGAAGGAUGGAGUAAACUCUCUAUAAACAACGUUUUUAAUAAUUUCACUUUAAAAGAUAAUAAUGAAAUAAUUAAUGAAGCUAUAAUAAAUAAUAGUACAUUAAUUAAUGAAGACGCAUUUGCUGACUUGCUGAAAAAGAAUAAUAUAAAUAUUAUAAGAUAUAGAGAUAUUAAUACAAUAAUAAAAAUUAUUAAUGAUUAUUAUACUACAACAAAUCAUCUCUUCUCUAACGUUUUAAAAUAUGAAGUUAAAAAGGUUAAGAACAAAAAUAUGCUAGUUAUAUAUGUAAACGAGUUGAUACUAGAUGAAAAUUGCAUUAAAAUUAAUGUGUAUCAGGUGGACAAAGAAAAGGGGGAAAAACAAAAUUUGCAGCGCUCAUCUCCAGGCUCCACUAAAAAGGAAGUGCAAAAAAGUGGAAAUAAGAUCGACAACAAAAAUAGCAAUAAAAGUGGUAAGGGGGAGAAGAUAGUGGGUCAUCAAAAUAGCCAGGGAAAUUACUACAAAAAUAAUAGUCUAAAUAGAGACAGAAGUGCUGGAAAAAAUAUGAACAAAACUUCUGAUCAAAAAUUAUACCAAAAUUCUGACCAAAAUGCUAGCCAAAAUUGUCAACAAAAUUCUGAACAGAGGGACAAUAAAGUCCUGUUAGAACGAAAGAGCGUCAUAAACAACGACGUUCUUAAUUAUGGCUUAAAAAGAAAGGACGGCAAAUCAAACAAUAAACUGAAACAAUUUUUCGAAAAAAAAAUGAACAUAAAAGAAAAGUGCAUAUUUAUGUGGGAUGAAAAAAUGUAUGAUCUGUUAAUAAAAUCCAAUUUGUUUAGUUAUGUACAUGUUAAAUUAUUCUUUGACAAAGUGAGUAAUAAAAAUAUAUUAGAAAUAGACCUAGUUGAAAAUAAAAAAAUGAUUUUUAUCCCAAGUAUAUCUAAAAGUUUCACUUCUUUUUUAGAGUUCUGCAUUAAUUUGACCUUUGCCUAUCUUCAUAGUAUUAACUAUGCUGACAAAUUCAGAAUAAAAUUUUUUCAAAAUAUGAAUUAUAAAAAUAAUAAACAUAGUUACGAUUUUGUUUUCAUAAAUGACAUAGUCGAAAUGGAAAAAUUAAAAAACAAUUAUCCAGCAUACUCUAUCUGCGGAUUUAACAUAAAUAAAGUCUACAAAAAAGAGGUAAGUAAUUCUUCAUUAAACCAUUUUAUGAAUAUUAUUAACUGUUCAGGUGAAAAUAACAGCUUAGCAGAAAAUUUGCAACAUGAUAUUUCUGAAACAACAGAAGAGGCUUCUUCUCUCCCUUUUAAUUUGAAUUAUCCUUUGAAGGAAAAAGAUAUUUACAAUUAUUUAAAUAAAAAUAAAAUUUUCAUUUUUUUUAUUAAAAAAGUACAUGACACAAUAUUUGAGUUAAAAAUGAAAUUUAAAAAAAAAAUGUUUCACAAAUUUUUAUAUUUUUUAAAAUCAGAAGAGGAAAAACACUCGAAUAAUAACAACGGAAAAGGUAUAAUCAACGAUAAGAUAAAAAAAUUUUUUAUUUUAAAAUAUAUAAAUUUUUUCAAAAAAGAAAAGAAUUAUGUAUUAUUUAACAAGUUAUAUAAUAUCUAUGGAUCUAAGUUGAAGUUGUCUAGUUCUUUAAAUGCCUUUUCCACAAAUUUUUUUGAAAAAUCGAACUUUUCGAAAACGUUUUAUAAUAUAAAAAAUAAGAUAGACUUGGUUGUUUAUUUUAACACGGAUAAAAGGUUUUGUGUAAAAGAAUAUGACAAUAUGUUGUCAAGAAAAAUUAGCGAGGGCCCAACUACUCCCAAUGAACAUAGGAAUAAUGAAAUUUUUCGUUCAGAAUUAUUAUCCUUUUUUAAAAAUGUUAAUAAGGGAAGAUAUUGCACAUUAAAUAAAAUAAACAAUUUGUAUUUGAAUUAUUCCUUUUAUUUUAAUAAAAAUUAUAAAAUUAAUAUAUCCACAUUUUUUAUUAAGCUAAAAAAUAUGUUGAGCAAACAAAAUUCAAAUGAAGAAGGGGUGAACAAAAAAUGUACAAACAAAUUAUAUAGUGGAGAGGGUUCCGCCUACCUUGCCCCCGUAUAUUUGUGUAAAUUAGCAUUGCAUGAUGUUCAUCUUUUAUUAAAUUUUGAAUUGUCAUUUAAGAAAAAUUUAUGGAAUUAUAAGCACAGGUAUUAUUAUGAUAAGAGUGAACAAAAAAAAAAAGAAAAAAAAAGAUAUUACUACUAUAACAUUAUGGAAGUGCUUAAUAUAAACAGAAAAAACACACACAACAAUUUCACAAAUUUCAGCGAAGAUAUUCAACGUAUAAAAGUGUACAGCAACAACAGCUCACUGUCAACUACUAGCUCCACUUAUGAUAUAAACAAUAUUAAUUUAAAUGAUGCACAGAAAGAAUAUUUAAAUAAAAUGAAAGUUGCGUUGAAUUACAAAUUAAUAUUUCCUAUAUUAUUUCACAAUUAUUUUUUAAAUUUACUCAACAUAAAAUUGUACCUGUUUUUUAAUUAUAAUUUAUUUGAUGAUACUCCAAACGAUCCCAAUGCUUCUUCUUCUGUCUCUUUCUUAAGCGAGCAAAACAGGAAGGCUACUACUUACAAUUUCCUUAAAUUAAAUUACUUAAAAAAUAAAAAAAAAAAUCUCAGUUCUUCAUAUGGCGUAGGUGUUCUUUUGUCGAAUGUGAACGUUUUUUUAAAUUUUAAACUAAACACUGAAAAAAUGGUACCUACCCUCAUUUUGCAGUUAAACCAGGACAGCUCAAAAUUCAAGUACUUGCUGUGA